CCUCCUGUUGGGCUUCCAGUGUGACAGCGGCGGCUGAAGCACCCACAGCCCGAGCCCGCGGUGAGGAGAAGGGGGCGGCGGCUCCGCGGGGAGGAAGUCCAGCACUAGGAGGAAGCCGCGGCGGCUGACGGGCACGGGCUGACGGGCGCACGCUGCGUCCUCGAGGAGAGCGAAAGCGGCGGUCCGAGCGAGGCCCCGGCCCGCGUGCGAGGACGAGCCGCUGGCCGGCGCCUGGGCCCGUGCUGCGGGUGAGGAACCGCCCCCUGCGCGCCGGGAGGAGCGGCGUGUGAGCGCCUCGGCCUCGGCCCCGGCCCCGGCCCGCCCGAGCGUGCGGAGCCGCCGCCCCUGCGGCCCGGCCCCGACUCCGCUCUCGGCCGCGUGUGAGGGAGGCAGGCAGGCCAGCGGCCCCCACUCCCGCGCCCGCCAUGAGCCACAUCGAGAUCCCGCCCGGGCUUACGGAGCUCCUGCAGGGCUACACAGUGGAGGUGCUGAGGAACCGCCCCGAUGACCUGGUGGACUUUGCCGUGGACUAUUUCAGCCGCCUCAAGAACAGCCGUAACCUCGGCAUAGACGGCGGGAAGAGCGAGGAGAAAGACAACGAGGACGAGGAGGACGAAGAUUUUGAACCACCAGUUAUUAACAGAUACUGUAGAAGAGUAUCAGUAUGUGCUGAAUCUUUCAAUCCUGAUGAAGAAGAUGAUACAGAGCCAAAGGUGGUUCAUCCCAAGUCUGAUGAACAAAGAUCCAGACUUCAGGAAGCUUGCAAAGAUAUCAUUCUCUUCAAAAAUCUCGAUCAGGAACAGUUGUCUGAGGUCCUUGAUGCCAUGUUUGAGAGGACUGUGGUGUCUGAAGAACAUGUCAUUGACCAGGGGGAUGAUGGUGAUAACUUUUAUGUCAUCGAACGAGGCUCAUAUGAUAUUUUGGUAACAAAAGAUAAUCAAACGAACCGUGUUGGCCUGUAUGAUAAUCGUGGCAGUUUUGGAGAACUUGCUUUGAUGUACAAUACUCCAAGAGCUGCAACCAUAGUUGCCACAACAGAAGGUUCAUUGUGGGGCCUGGACCGAAUAACAUUCAGAAGAAUCAUAUUGAAAAACAAUGCAAAGAAGAGGAAAAUGUUUGAAUCGUUUAUUGAAUCUGUGCCCCUACUGAAAUCCCUAGAGGCUUCAGAGAGAAUGAAGAUUGUGGAUGUAAUAGGUGAGAAGAACUAUAAAGAUGGAGAACGAAUUAUUGCUCAGGGUGAGAAAGCAGAGAGCUUUUUUAUUGUGGAGUCUGGAGAAGUGAAAAUCCUGAUUAAAAGCAAGACAAAUAAGGACACAGAGGAUGAAGUGGAAAUUGCCCGAUGUCAAAAAGGGCAGUAUUUUGGAGAGCUUGCUCUUGUCACCAAUAAACCCAGAGCAGCUUCUGCUUAUGCAGUUGGAGAUGUCAAAUGCUUAGUUAUGGAUGUCCAAGCAUUUGAGAGGUUGCUCGGACCCUGCAUGGACAUUAUGAAGAGGAAUAUUACCAAUUAUCAAGAGCAACUGGUGAAAAUGUUUGGUUCAAGCAUGGACCUAACUGACCCAGGAAUUUAGGCACAGCAUCUCCCUUCUCCCCCGUGCCUUCUCAUUUUGACACAGAAACUCCUCCUGUCAACAACACAACACAUAAGGAAAACAGACACUACAGAACAGUUCCUGCCGUUGCUGCUGCUGCUGUCGUUUUGGGCAUUUAGAAAACAUGUCUCAGCAUAUUUGGAUGGGUAAAGGCUGAAUCUGUGCCUCCACUUUGCUGCUGAAAUUCCACUUAUUAGACUUAAUUUCAUGUUUCUAACCCAUUUUUCACAUCUUUGGUUCAGAAUGGCAUGUCUCUCCAGCAAUUUAAGUGCCUGAUACAAAGUCCAAAGUGUAAAAUCCUCUUUUUUUCCUCUUGCUGCUGCUACUGCUCUUGGCUAUUCUUUUUUUUUUUUUUUUUUUUUUUUUCCAACAAAGAUGCAGAAACUGGUUCUGUCCCCAUCUUCCCAGGGAGAAAAGAUUUACAGCCUCUGAUCUCUUCCUUUGUCGUUACCUCUGAGAAUGUCAAAAAUCUGCUCUGAAUUGUAGCUUUUAGAUUUGAAAUUUUAAAUCACCUGGAUAUUUAAAAGUAACUCUCUUUAGAGCAUUAUGGUACUGUGAUUUUUGUGCUAUCUACUGAAAGCUACACGUUACAGGUGAUUCCAAGGCAUUUGGAGAUUCUUUGAAGAGAGUACGAUGCUGAAACAUUGGUCAUAGUCAUAGGUCAUUCAUCAGUAAAUCCCGUCUUAAAGGAAGAAAGGAAGAAAAAGGGAGAAUCUGAGAGUUUGUUCUUUCAGCCUCCUAUGGAUGACAGAGAGCCAAUUAAAAAUAAAAAUUUCUCUGUGUUGUUAGUAUGACUAAAUUGUCGUCCAUUUAGAAUAAGUGGUCUGGAGAUGUUAUAGCUUUAACUUGCUAAAAAGAAAACAAACAAACUUCUCUAUUAAGCUGCUGUCACCUUUUUUCUUUCCAGUUGUCUACAUCAGUAGGUGGCAGUAAUAUUGCUGAGAAGUUGACCUGUUCCUCCUGUAAAAAGAGUCCUUUCUAAUGCUCAGAUAUUACCACAUAGUUUUGCUGUUGAAUGAUCAGUUUUAAAACUCUUUUUAAAGAGGAAAAAGUUAUUUUUUGUAACUUAAAAAUUAAAAAAAUAUAUUUCUAGACUCAAGGGAGUUCCCCUCAAUUGUAUUCUUUUACAGUGUUUUCUCACUCAACUAGACAUUCCCAGAUGUCAACUAUAUUUGUUAAAGUUUUCAAAAAGUUGACAACAUUUACUAUUUCAAGGAAUUUUUUUAAAAGGCUUUGUAAUUGGGGAGUUCAGGAUGUUUGGUGUUCUAUUUUUCUUAUUUGGGAAGUAAUUUAGUUUGUGUUUGAAAAGAGACACCUCUUUAACAUUUAAUAUAUAUCAAGUACAAUUUUGAGUUCCCUUGAUUGCUUGACAUGCUUUGCAGUAAGAUUUUUUUUUUCCAUCAGAAUAAUUAAGAAUCCAUCUUAAGGGGAUCACAGAAGCAGCACAAAAAUUACAUAAAGAUUAUUAAAUUUAUAGCAAAGUAAUAGUAGAUCUAGAGGCUCUUCCCAUUUUCCAGUUUCUUUCGAGUUGUGUGACUCACUGGGACCUGCCCAAGUGAUUAUGUGUCUGGGGUUGUAUAAUUCUCAUUGUGGAUGAUGAUGCUAAUAGAACUGACCUAAUUAUUUACCUUUUAUCACCAGGUGAGCUAGUGCUCUGCCAUGGGCAUAUGGCCAGUAUGGCCAACACUUGUGAAAAGCAUGACAGCAUGUAGUUACCUCCCUUCUCCCCUGCGCGACACAUACACACACAUAUGACAAACUUUCAGGCAGCAGCAACCCUAAUUCAUUCGUCAUAAGGGAUUUUCUGUUUGUUUUGUUCACAUGAAUUGAAAACAGAUUGAAUCUUUACUAAGAGCACUGUGUGAGCUCACAGUAUGUUUCUCAGAAUUGUGGUCUGAUUUAUGAUUCAUGCUGGUGAAACAGGGAUAUAGCACUAUUCAAAAACAUUUCAUGUUUUGAUAUUUUUCUGACUCCAUUCUUUUCUGCAGUGUCUGUUUUGGAUCAGAUAAAUCCACAAAGCAAACAUUAAUAUUUCCAAGGCUUUGUGCCUUUUUCCUAAUUUUUGGAUCUUAAAUUUUGAAUGGCAUGAAUAGUAAUAGUUCUUUGCCACAGGUAAUUGGGAUUUUGAGCUAUUUAAGUAAAUGAACUUGGUCUUUUAAAAGUAAUAGAAGGUGCUGUAAGAGUCUCAUAUGUCUGUACACACAUAUGUGUAUACAUAAAUGUACACACACACGUGUGUGUGUGUGUGUGUGUGUGUAUGUGUAUCGUCAGAGCAGCCCUAACAAAUUGAUUUCCAAAAUAAAAGCCAAAAUGAGAUGCGGUUUAUUAACCAUGCAUCUGCAUCACUUAGAUUAUCUAACAAACUGCAUGCUAGGAAUAGAUAUGGAUUAUGUCAAGAAGUUUUAGGCCUUUUGUUCAUAGUCUAAUCAAUUCUACAAGAUCUCUUCCCAUUAUUCCAGUCUUACUCAUAGUUGUGCCAUAUGGCUGAGGAACCCAACAGGUUUCAAGCCUUUUUUGUUGGGCUCAUUUAUUCUAGUUAAAAAUGACAUAUGGCUCAGAAGACGAGCUCCUUUUUUUUUUUUUUUUUUUUUUUUUUAAACAGACAAUUGUGGGCCUAUAGUUGAGCUUUGAGGGUGAGGAAAUGAGGAUGUACAUAACAAAGUGUAGGGAAAGAGUAGCAGCCAAACUGGAUUUUUAAAAAUAUGGGGCUCUGAAGAUGUACCUUUUGCAGUGGGGAUAAGUAAAGCUAAAAAAAAUCAAGCUCUUUUGUUUUCUUAACCACCCAGGUACCUCAAAAUGAUAGUAACACUUCUGAAGAGUCCAUGGUAUCUCCUCUGUUCAUGGGGCUGCAAGUAAUCAUAUGGAACAAAAGAAAGCUCCACCUUAGCCAGUUCUUAUUAGUCCCUUUAUAUUAUAUUCUCCCUUGGGAGAAGACAGAUUCAAGCAAUCCUUUCCAAAUCUUGCCAUUUCCUUUGUUAUGAGGGGAGAAGGAGCUUAAUAACUUUGAAAUGUGGUUAGCAGUAUUGAUAUACAUCUUAUUCCAAUGACUUUAACUCUUCUUUUUAAUCUCUGAAGGAUAAAUUUGUGUGGUUUUAUUUUCUGGAUUAAUGUAGCUAUAUGUUCUGUUUAAAAAAAAAAAAAGCAACACACAAACAACUGCUGUGGAUCCUCAGAGAUGAUUGUGAAGAGAGUUCUGCAUUUGAACAUGUUAAUAAAAGAACUCAACAGCAAAAACAGGCAAGAGACAGUGUUCUUGAGACUAAGAGAAAUAAUUUGUCCUUCUGAUGCUCUGCUUGUGAUUCUUGUGAAGUCAGUGAGAAGAGCUUUUCUUGGUCAGCAGCGUCCUGGCUUAUGACAUUUCUGUUUGAUAUCCCACCCCAGACUUUUCGUAAUGUAUAAAAAAAAAAAAAAAAAUGAAUCCCUUCCCUUUCUCUCUCUCUUUUUUAAAGCGCAUUCUGUCCUGAGAAAAAGGAAAAAAAAACCUUUGAAGUGACAUCCUUCAUACUUUGUUUUCAGUUAGUUGAUGUUGUAAUUUUUGUUCUUAAAUUGUAUUUGUAACCAACCUUGCCAAAAUAUAAAUUGUUUUGGUUUUUUUCACUCCACUUACCUAUUGUUGUUCUUGCAGUUAUUACUGCUGAUGGUCUUCAGUCAAUCAGUCAGCUGUUGCACAAACAGAAAAUCUUCCUGUUUGUUUUAAUACCCUACAGGACUGUCUGUACUAUGAAGAUAGAAGAGGAUAAUUUCACUAACCUCAUGGAAGACUUCCUAAAUCCAUGUAGCCAAAUUUUGGCUAAAAAUGGGUAAUUAGGGUUUCUUCCUCCAUUCACAGUAACAACAACAACAACAACAAAAAAAAAAAAAAAAAAA
This is a messenger RNA of Sarcophilus harrisii (Tasmanian devil), 5456 nucleotides long. It is a transcript of the gene PRKAR2A, whose product is annotated as protein kinase cAMP-dependent type II regulatory subunit alpha. The transcript has 11 exons. The coding region runs from base 426 to 1568 and encodes 380 amino acids. Gene Ontology annotation, biological process: regulation of protein phosphorylation. Gene Ontology annotation, molecular function: cAMP-dependent protein kinase regulator activity. Gene Ontology annotation, cellular component: cAMP-dependent protein kinase complex. The record is from RefSeq and is a predicted model, not a curated record. NCBI's taxonomy places the organism in Eukaryota, Metazoa, Chordata, Mammalia, Dasyuromorphia, Dasyuridae.